CCAGGAGUUAUAAGGCCUUGAAGUGCACAAUUUGUUAUAGAAGUUUCACACUUGCUCGGCUAUGUACUUUCACGAUAAUAUCUCUGCAUAAACAAGGAGGAGCACUUGCCAGAGUAGCUCAGGAAAAUAACGAUGACGUCGCCUAGUUCCUGCCUACAUGCAACGAGACAUUGUUAAAUCGUAAAACCAAUAUUCUUAAGCGAGUUUGCAAUAUCGCUUGCGGCACCAUCGAUAAUCUUGGAUGUCUUUGUCGUCUAGCAAGAAGAUCGAGGACUACACACAUAGUUUGAACUAUGAAGCAAACAGCGGUGAGUGUAGUUCGCACAGAUUGCAAUUCACAACUCGACACUGAGUGCCUCAAAGAAAGCAGGAAGAAUUCCGGUUCCGUCGUGAUGUGUCGAAUCCUAUAAGUAAAAGCAGGUAAAAGCCUGAGCAAACCUGCUGUGCUGGGAGCGCUGCGGGCGUGACUCGCGCUGCUGACGCCUCAAAUAGGAACAUACUAAAUAAAAAAAUAAAAAAAUAACUAUGAACAGGUGCCGAUCACGCUGUGCCGCCAAACGCCUUCUCGAAAUGGAGUCGCCAGUAUUAAGCCAGAAGCUUAUAAAGCGGUACAACAGCGUCUGCUUUAUGUUUUCUUUUUAUAUGGAGUUGGGGAUGGUGUUACUGCGGGGGCAGGGGGGGGGGGGGGUGAGCGAGGCAGGCGCUCGUUUACACUCCGGAAUAACUGUGCACUCCGGCAGAACUUGAAGGACAAAAAGAAAGUCAUACUCGGCACAAAAAAAAAAAAAAAACGAAAAAAAACGAACAGUUCUUAACCACAUUAUUAUACAACACACACUACGGUACCUUGUCCGGUGUAAGCGAGCGAAAUAUAAAGUUUAAGGAAAGACGCUCUCAAACGCAGUAUUUCAUUUAAAGGACAUUCCUAUUCGUACAACUCAAUAUCAUAAUUGAAAGAAAUCACGCGGACUACAAUCUGAUAAGACUUGGUUAGCGUGAGGGCGCAAAGAGAUAGAAGCUUACAACAGCUAAUCACACUAUAGUGCAAGACUUCAUUAGAGCAUGAUCGCUUCUUGCACUGCACUUCACUCCGAUCGUAUACUUUCAAAACACCGGUAGGUCGAUGCCAGUAGUCAUCAAAUACAAACAUAAACAUAUAGGACGUUCGCCGCCGCUCACGUAAUCAAGAUCGCCCAUCACUCAAGCACUGCCCGGAGAAGCUAGAAGCAAUUUCAUCAGGUUUGUGAUCCUCGUCCGUGGAAUACAUGUGCACUAUACCCUCGCACCGAAAACAAAACGAAAGCAAAGAGAUGCGCGCAUGCAAUUUCACGAGCACGGAAUUAUAGGCGCGGCCCUGUCGUCGGGCCACGUUUACCCAAUCCCCGCAUGCAAUUUCAAUAUUGCACGGUGAUACCCGUUGACACCGAGCCACUAUCCCCGUCCCGGAACGGGGAUUUAAGCGAACCGUUACCGGCGGGACGGCGCGUUCUCGAGGCGCCUUCCGACAACGGGACGCCGCUGCAGAGCCUUCACCCGCGGCCGGCACGGGACACGCGUUUUCUUCGCGCCCAUCUUUCACUUGGCUGUUUUAUUUUCUUUUUUUUUUUUUUCUCCGGCUGCCACUCAGAGCCGGCAUCCCAAACACGAGGCGGCUGCGGCGGCCGGCGCCCCGAGCAGCGCCGAACGGCGCGAUGGCGGUUGCCGCGAGAAGGUUGGGUGUGGGGUAAGAGGGGGGGGGGAGGGGUCGGGCUCGGCAGACAAGGAAACAAGGUCAUGACUAGUCCUCCUCUCUGGCCGAGCCCGCCCGUCGUAUAAAAUCUAGAACAAGUUCAGGGUGAAAUAGUUGCUGGCUUGGCAUUGAUCCCUGUGGAUGCGGCGCACGACGACCUGCGACGAGCCACAACGUCGUCGACGCUUCGCAACAGACGCCGCCGACCAUCGGCGGGCCACCGUUCACCGCCCCGGCGAAGGAGAAGGACCGCCGAAUCGGUUAUCGCCCCAACGCGCGCUGCAGUGAUCGGACGUUUCGUACGUCGACUUCGACUCUGUGCGUUCGCGAAGGAAGGCUUUCUUCCCGCACCUCCGUUUGUGUCGCCCGAUCCUGUGCCCACGGACGUUUUUCUUUUUUUCUUUCCGACGAUACGCCGCUCGAUUCGUGCCGACCUUGCUGGACUAUAGAGUGGACUACUACUCGCUGCCUUUGACCGUGUUGUGAAACAUCGAGUCGGAUCACCGCCGCCGUUGCCAGGAUGUUGCCGGCCGUGAUAUGUACGCUCCUGUGCGGCAUGGCAACCGCCCAGAACUUCUACCUGCAACAUGGUCUGGCGCCGCCAUACAUGACACCUUCGGUGAUGCCCUACGCGCCGGCCGAGUCCAGUCCCAAGCCAUCCUUCUUCCGGAAGCCUUUCUUUUCUUCCGGUAGCAGCGGCGGAAGUCGUCCGCCCGGCAAGGGCUUCUUCAGGCUACGGGCGCCGUCCUUCCUGUCGGGACUCCGGGGCUCGGCCAGCUCACCGAGGCCGAGCUUCUUCUCCUUCGGGAGGCCGUCGCAGCAGCAACAGCAGCAGCACCAGCCGCAGCCCAUAUUCGCGCACCAGAUCCCGCUCCCGCCGCUCCAGGCAGCCGCGGCGCACGCAACCUUCCAGACGCUCCCGAUGCACGGAGGGCCACGGUUCACCUUCGCUCCCGAAGCCAUGUUACAACACGGACCGACACACAUGGCGCAAGCGACCGAAUUCGCCGAGAGCCAGAUCGACUCGGACCGAUCCCCCGGAAGCUUCCCGGGCCUGUCAUCGCUCUUUCAGCCGCAGACCAGCGAGUCGUUCGGCUCCUCGGUUGGCGACCAGGACAGCUUCCAGCAGCACGUGAACUCGGUCGUGCAGAUUUCGCCGUCGUCAAACAACGCUUACAGCUACAAGACAGGAGGAUCGAGCGUCUACAACGGAAUCAUGACGGCGCAGCUAGGAGUGCCCGUGAGCUUGACCAACUACGGCGACGGCCCCGUGGCCAUUCCGGUCGGGGCGACUAGAGGCCAGCAGGGAGAUGGAUCUGGAACGGACUCGCAGAGCUACACGCCUUCCGCCGAGAUCUACACGCAGUCGCAGGGAUCUAGCGCGCAGAAGGAGCAGUCGUCGUCGGCAGACCAGCAGUACAGCACGUUCGCUACUGCCUUCCAGCAAGCACAGCCGGCCUCGGCAGGGUACGGCCAGAGCAGCUCCUCGGGAACUCGCUACUCGUCGUCGCCUUCGUCUGAUCCCACUUUAACUUUCUACGCACCUCAAUCUAGCUCUGCCUACAGUGGUUCCCCUCAGACGUAUACGCUUUCAUCUGGCGGCGGAUACGUCGGCUCUUCUCCGUCGGCAUUUAUCGGUGGACUCACGAGUGGCUAUGAAACGAGCAUCACAAAUCACGGAUCAGGCUCGAACAAAUACGGGCCGGCCUACAGCCUCGUAGGGAGCGGCAACUAUCCUACGUCCUCUUCCGGAAGCUACGGUAGUUCACAGCCAUCGUCAUACACUUCCUCUAGCGGCGCCUACAGUCCGUCAAGUUACGGCAGUUCGUCGGGCCGCUACACAGUGCCAACCAGGUCGUACACUUCGAGCCAGCCGUCGUCCGGGUACUCGUCGGCGUACUCUAGCGGAUCACCCUCCAAGUACAGCACAACGGGAAGUGCCUACUCAAGCGGCUACGGUAGCAGCUCGUCGUCCUCUCUCCCGAGCUCAUCCGUUGCGUACGACAACUCUCAAUCGAACUACGGCUCCUACGGACAGCGCUAUCCUUCGUCCUCUUAUAGCACCUCUUCGCAGUCGUCUUACUCGCCGAAACGACCAGCCACGAACUAUGCCAGCACAUCCACAUCCUACAAAAACUCGCAAGCAGCUGCGGCCGUAGCGCAGGCUCUGAAGGCGUACGCAGCUGGGAAUGCCAAGUACGGGUCUACAAAGACCUCGUCUCCGAGCACGGACAGCUCCUACUCGACGUCUUACGGCUCUUCGUCGGGCGCGACGAGCUACGGUGACAAGAGUGCCGCAGCUCCGUACUUUAGGGCCAAGACGUCGUCCUCAGCGUACAACAAGUACAGCGACGCUUCCUUAGGCUACACAGACAGCGGCAGUGACAGUGGAAGCAGCGGCACUAAGACGUCGUCCAAGUCGUCGUACGAUCAGAGGACCGUGGGCCAGACGCUUCGGGUCAGCGGAGACAGCGCAAGCAGCAGCGACGCGUACACCACGUCAACGAGAACCACGAGCAGCACACCCAGUAAAUCGAGUACAGUCUAGGCCAGGUCUAUAAUGGCGCCGUUAGGUUGAGAGGCACACAGAUAAGAUAGUAAUGAGCUUCGGAAGAGUACCAUGCCUCGCACAAACGCGUCCGGGCCGAAGUAUUGAGCAAAAGCAGCAGCAACGGUCCCGAACAGAGUACUCACAAAACAAGCAAACGAAAACGCCUAGUGAACAAUACUUGCAAGACAGUUACGCGAUUUCUUACUCAUAGACUACUUUCAACAUUAUGAUGUCACUUGUGUCCCUUGUAAACCUCUUCGAGAUAACGACGACCGUCUAUUUCUUAAUCUUUGAUUAUACUAGCCGGCAGCGCCGGCUAAUCUUCAAUGAGAAGCGCAUUCAUGUUAUUUACUCCAUGCAUUUACUCUGUCGUCAUAUGCAGGUAUAUAAUAUUCCUUGCUGCUUUUAUUCUUCACGGGUUGCAUAAAGGAAACCAGGAGCUAUUUCUCGUGCUACUUAUCUGGAACGAAGGGGUCCCACCGCAGACAUAUAAUUCCAAGGAAGCAAGCAUGAGAAGGCUCCUAGUACGGUAUCCCUGCAUCAAACACUGCCGUCCUACAUACAUUUAUCGCGGGACAAACACCAGCGCUAAAAUUUCGCAACACUCCAGCAGCUGGACUGUGGUGGUGUACUCGAGUCAUACAUUGCACUGAACGUAUGUAGAGCAAGGCAGCGUUCCAGGUGCCUAGACUUGCCGCUAUGUGCCUCUCAACCUAAUGGGUGGAAAUGCAAUUUACAAGGAGCGCAUGGGAACGGGUAGACGAGCCGGUCAGCCUUUAGAGUUUGGCCUUACGAGGCGGUAGUGAAAUGAGCGAUGAAGAAGAAGAAGAAAAAAAAAUGUACAUACCGAGAACGCUCCCAAGGAGCUUGUUUCAGACCUAACGCUAUGUGUCUUUGCUGUCCUUCCCUUGCUUAACGCUUUUUCAGUGAUGUCUUCCCGUACCUUCUCAGUCAUCUCCCUCCUCUUUUAUAUCGUCGUGCAGAAGAGAAAGAAAAAAAUCAUCUUCAUCAUACCCUAAUGAGAGAGCGAGAGAGGCACCUACCAAUUACAUGAUAUCAGCGCCCUGCAUGAGGUCACCAUGUCGUGUGUGUGUUCUUCUUACCUUUUUAUUAUUUGUUUUUCGAGUGCUUAUAGUGCCCUAUUUAUGACAUACUGAUCGUUUCCUGCCUCCGUUCACCACCUAAUUCCUACCUGUAGUUGAUUUUUCUUUACAUAUACGUGUAUGUAAGCAACUUGUAUUUCCUGUUUGCAUCCGUGUCAGUGGGGCGAGCAAAAGAAGAGACGUAGCUGGGCGCCUACAGCAUACAUGCAUUACCUCUACUUUUGAAUGACCGUUUACUUUUGCCGCCAUUUUUUAUUUAUGCCGAAAAAAAAUAAACAAAAAAAAAACACACAUCUAACAAA
Dermacentor andersoni is the source of this 5685-nucleotide messenger RNA. RefSeq lists its product as uncharacterized. Lineage: Eukaryota; Metazoa; Arthropoda; Arachnida; Ixodida; Ixodidae. The record is from RefSeq and is a predicted model, not a curated record.